CCACGAUGGCGGACUGAGCGCCAGUGACUUUUCGGAGAAGUUUCGAAUUGACGACCUUAUAGCCAUAUAUAUACCUCAAUAUUGACCUCUUUUUAAAAAAUCAACGUAACCGAAGUUGAGUUUGUAUAAAUGAAGCGUUAUCUGAAGUGAAGAUUGAAGAAGAUGGACGACUACUGCUAUGCUAAGAUGGCGACGUCGGCUAAAAGAGAACAUGAAAGAGAAUCAGAAACUUCCAGCAAAUCACCAACGGAGACAAAGACGAAAGAUGAAGAUGAAGACGCUGUGCAGCUGAUUGAUCAUCCAGAAGAACUUCCCCCUCAGUCGGCAGGAGGGAGCUCCACUUUGAAGCAGGAGACUCCACAACCACCCCACAUUAAAAAGGAAGAGGAUGAACUCUGGAUCACUCAGGAGGGAGAGUGUCUUCUAGGACGAGAGGAGGCUGAUCUCACUAAGUUGCCACUGACUGUUGUCUCUGUGAAGACUGAAGAUGAUGAAGAGAAACCACAAGCAGACAACCUCUUAGCUCCACUAUCAGAUAGUGAGGCUGAAGAUGAGGUUGAAGUAACUUUGAGCAGCGAUACAGACUGUGAAGGUGAUAUGAGGACUCACACUGACAACAAACACUCUGAAUGCUCUAAAAAGAUAAGAGGUAAAAAACAUUUCAGCUGCUCAGUUUGUGCGAAAACCUUUACUAAAAAAAGCAAUCUGACUUAUCACACGAGAACACACACAGGAGAAAAACCAUUUGGCUGUCCAGUUUGCGGUAAAGGCUUUUCUAUAAAGUGCAACUUGACUGCACACAUUAGAACACACACAGAAGAAAAAACAUUUGGUUGUUCAGUUUGUGGCAAAUACUUUUCCCAGAAGACUUAUUUGAGUCAACACAUGAGAACACAUGCAGGGGAAAAAUCAUUGAAUUCAGUUGACAAAGAACACUUUGAAUGCUUUGAAAAUAAGCGAGGCAAACGUUUGAGCUGCUCAGUUUGUGCAAAACAUUUUAUUAACAAGAGAAACUGGACUCAACACAUGAGAACACACACAGGAGAAAAACCAUUUAUUUGUUCGGUUUGUGGCAGAGGCUUUGCUGUGAAGGGUAACUUGACUCAACACAUGAGAACACACACGGGAGAAAAACUAUUUAGUUGUUCGGUCUGUGGCAAAAGCUUUUCUCUGAAGAGUAGUUUGACUGACCACAUGAUAACACACACAGGAGAAAAGCUAUUCAGUUGUUCGGUUUGUGGUAAAAGCUUUUCUCUGAAGGGUAACUUGACUCAACACAUGAGAACACACACGGGAGAAAAACUAUUUAGUUGUUCGGUUUGUGGUAAAGACUUUUCUCUGAAGAGUAGUUUGACUGAACACAUGAGAACACACACCGGAGAAAAACCAUUUAAUUGUUUGGUCUGUGGCAAAUACUUUUCCCAAAGGGGUAAUUUGAUUCCACACAUGACUACACAUACAGGUGCAAAACCAUUUAACUGUUCAGUUUGUUGCAAGAGCUUUUCACAGAAGGGUAAUUUGACUCAACACAUGACAACACACACACACGAAAAACCAUUUAUCUGUUUAGUAUGUGGUAAAGGCUUUUCUCAAAAGAAAAAUAUGACUAAACACAAGAGAACACACUCAGAAGAAAACAUCACUUAGGUGUGCGGUGAAAGACGCAGCAAGACACUGAAGAACACGCACGGCUCAGCUGUUUAGGAUAUGUUCCCUCCUCAAAUAUAUUCCACUGCUUCUUUCCCAAAUAUUCAAUGUCUUUGUACAAAGUGGGAUUAUCUGGAGCAUAAUUUUAUCUCCCCGUGUCUUCUGCGUAACUGAAACUUUCCUGAAUUGUGUGAUAGACGAUGCUUGUAGUGCUUGGUUGCUCCUUCUGCAGACUAGACAGAUGACUCCAGAUAAGGAGGAAUUGUAGUCUUUUUCAGUGAUGCUUUUACCACCUCAGGAAUGUCUGACUAUGAACACCAACAACAUGGUAAAUGGGUUAUACUUGUAUAGCGCUUUUCUACCUUUUUUUUUGAAGGAUCUCCAAACACUAUUUCCACAUUCACCCAUUCACACACUGAUGGCGGGAGCUGCCAUGCAAGGCGCUAACCAGGACCCAUCAGGAACAAGGGUGAAGUGUCUUGCUCAAGGACACAAGGGACAUGACUAGGAUGGUAGAAGGUGGGGAUUGAACCAGUAACCCUCAGAUUACUGGCACGGCCACUCUCCCAACUUCGCCACCACGCCGAAUCGAUCUGCCUGAAACUACACCUUCCCGUUUUGUUUCUACCGACCACCAUCAGAUGAGGGCUCAGUGUACGUUUGUUGGUAAUAUUUGAACAUGUGACAUCACAAGUAGACAGAGUGGAUACCCCUCAAAUUACCCCUGCCUUUAAAUGUUGGAUCAUAGACAAAUUACGUUAUAGACAUUUGAAAGUAUGAAGUACUACGGUUAGAAAGAUGGUUGGUUCACAGCACACCUACCGUAUUUUUCGGAGUAUAAGUCGCACCGGAGUAUAAGUCGCACCUGCCGAAAAUGCAAAAUAAAGAAGGAAAAAAACAUAUAUAAAUCGCACUGGAGCCCGGCCAAACUAUGAAAAAAACUGCGACUUAUAGUCCGAAAAAUACGGUACAUAUUGUAGCCACGGUGAGAAGAAUAUAGGUGGGUGUCAGACUUUACUGAUGUCUACCCAAACUGGACUUGAGUAGCCCUGACCAUAUAUGGCACAGUCUUAAUGGGACUUCUAGAGGUGUGUUCUUACUCUGCCAUGUGUGCUUGUCCGUAUGCAGCUUUAGCAAAAACUAUAUGAUAAGGCAGAAACGUUUUCCAAUCAGUGCCCCAUUUUGUUCUUAAUCUGUGCUCUGUUAUCUUUCUUUUUGUGAUGUUAUUGACGACUUUUAUGUUGCUCUUACCCUGCCGUAUAUUAUUUCUCAAAUUUGGGAGGAAAUGUGUUAGAUCAAGUGGAAUACUUAUAAUAUAAGCCAGAGCUGUGCAAAUAUUUUGACUCGGGGGGCCACAUUGAGAGAAAAAAUGUGUCUGGGGUGGGCCAAUGUGUAUGUGUGUAUGAAUGAUAUAUACACAUUUAGAUGUCAAAAUAUGCUGUACAGUAUGUGUGUUUUGCAUCCCUUUUUUUCAGGAACACUAAUACCAAAAGUCACAAUGUCCGAUGGAAUUCUAAAAAAGUUAUGACAGACCACCUUAAAACAACGGAAUGGAAUUUUACUUUUUUUUUUGACUGAAUGGGACACCCAAAAUGUACAUGAAAAUAAAGAAAGAGGCAUUUCCAAUAUUAACUAUGAACAAUAAAACACUGAAUAUUAACGACAUAUGGACGUCGCUCCUCUUUUACUUCUCAGAGCAGCUCCUCGAUAG
Nerophis lumbriciformis (worm pipefish) is the source of this 3358-nucleotide messenger RNA. RefSeq lists its product as uncharacterized. Lineage: Eukaryota; Metazoa; Chordata; Actinopteri; Syngnathiformes; Syngnathidae. Gene Ontology annotation, cellular component: nucleus. The record is from RefSeq and is a predicted model, not a curated record. Gene Ontology annotation, molecular function: DNA-binding transcription activator activity, RNA polymerase II-specific; RNA polymerase II cis-regulatory region sequence-specific DNA binding. Gene Ontology annotation, biological process: regulation of transcription by RNA polymerase II.